Messenger RNA from Leishmania braziliensis MHOM/BR/75/M2904, 4758 nucleotides. RefSeq lists its product as hypothetical. Lineage: Eukaryota; Euglenozoa; Kinetoplastea; Trypanosomatida; Trypanosomatidae. The transcript has a single exon. The coding region runs from base 1 to 4758 and encodes 1585 amino acids. The record is from RefSeq and is a predicted model, not a curated record.
AUGCUUCAUCGCACCCGACUUUCACGAGGGCCCACCGUCAUCGCUGGAGCAUUCAUCUCCGUUCACUUUAAAGGCCUGGGAGCGUAUGACUAUCCUUCCUCCUUAACAUGGCCACCACCGCAGGAGGAUGACACUGAGGAGCGAAGGGAUGGCGUUUUGCGAUCUCCGGCGGCGCCUUUGGAAACUCCACAACUCACUGUUCGGAGUGCUGAGUACCACAGCCAUCGUCGGUCGCCGUUUUCGGUGCUGCGCAGCCGGCAGUGUUGUGUGGGCCGGUGCGCUUCGGGUGUACUACCCACCUCGUACAACACUGCGGCGGCGCCGUCCGCCGGUGGCAGCAGUCCCAAGCUAGGCCCGUGUGGGGACCGCCUGUGCUGCUGCAGUGCACUCUUCUACCCAGUACUGCCUUCCUACUCUUCCUCGCCCUCUGCGCCAACCUCGACGUCCGCCCCGUCGUCGUCCGCGGAGGAGGGCGUGUGGCGGGCGCGAGACGACUUUCUAUGGGCUCUGAAGCUCGCCGACGUGGAGCGGCUGCUGCGCUCCACCAUCACCGAGGAGGUCUAUGGGCGGUUGCUGGGCAGCACGGGGGCCACUGCAACCGUUGUUCUGACGUGCAAUGACCUCCUGACCGCGGCACAAAGGCGUGCCGAGGGCCCCAGUGCAGUGGCGGCCUCGGCUGCGUCAGGGGCAUCACUCCCCGCUAUGAGUGCAUAUGUGGCACGGCUACUGCUGAGUGCCGAUGAGGACAACCGAAUCAAGUGGCUGCAGGAGGAGUCGGCCGCGGUGGAGCACCGCGGCUACUACGCGCGUGCGCCGUCGCUGCGCGCUUUGCUCGUCAUGUGGUCGGUGCAGCAGCAACAGCAGCGCUUGCGAGCGGCUGCCCUGGGUGGUGGCGAUGUUGCCGCAGGUGAUUUGCCCCACGGUGACGUUACCGGCGCAGACCCACGUCUCAGCACUUUGGCCGCGGCGAGAACACCGAGCUUUCUUAUCCCUCCUCCCACAAUGAUGGAUAUCCAGCACAUCCUCAUGCGUAUGGAGGAGCGACAUAUCGAGGUAACGAUGUCCGACAUUGCCGCUAUCGCUGCCAUCGGUGCGGCUUCGUCUGGCCCAGGAACGUCGAUUCCCUCUGGCGAGUUUUGGGGGAUGAUUGCGCGCCAGCUGCAGCCUCAACGACUCGCUCAGGUGCUGAAGGCUCACGCAUCAACGCCGUCUCCAUCCGCCAAUGACAGCGGCGCGUCGUGCGAUGAGGCGCUCGCCUUGCAGCACGUGCUUAUUCUGUCUCUGCUGCUGCGCUACAUCUCAGUCGCAAAUGCAGAGCUACCAUCUGCGUCCCCAGCGCCCUCAGCUUCGGCGUCGGUGUGGGCCUCCUCCUCCACCGCUUCUUCCGCCUCGGGCUCUGCCAACUCAAUGCUGCUGCCCAUAGCCGCCUUCGAAGCAGCGAGUGAGGUAAUUCAGCUGCGCAGGCUCCUCACGGUACCACACGAGGGCGACAAGGCUACAUCUGAAGGAUCGACCCACUCAUCCACACCCCCUUCCGCUGCUCACGAAGCCCUUCUCACAUUGUGUGACGAGGUGCUGAAGCACGCGUACGCGCUGGCUGAGCGGUCGCAGAUUUCGGUGACGAGCCCGGAUCUACCGGAGCUGACGGCGUGGCUGCUACGAGAAAUGGUAACAAGUGCGGCGUGCGAGUUCCACUUCAAGCGCCUCGUGGACCGAAGCAUCAAGGAGGCCCUGAUUGCACUAGAGAAGAGCGGCCUCGUGAACAGGUCCUUGAUGAACCUCCAGGUGGUGGUGCGUCGGGUGCUGCCGCUGCUGGAGAGCUGUGGUAGUGAGGACCUGUACACAUCGGUGCUGAGCGACGUCUUGUCUGCCCUUGAGGAGAAGGCUCGACGGGACCGGUACGCCUUCACUCAGGAGGACACGCUCUAUUUAGCAGAGCUGGGGGCGAAGUUGUUCGUCAGUGACUCUGCUGACAGCACGGCUGGUGGCUACGGCCUCUUCGACCAGACAGCGCGAGGUCAGAUGGAGGAGCUGCACGUGAUGGACGGGAGUCCAUGGGCACUGUGCGUCUUGUCGUACCACUCCCUGAAGGAGAUGGUUCAAGGCAUUAUCCGCGACCAACGGCGACUGAAGCAGCAGGUGCAGGAGCAGCUCCGGCAACUCUCUAGUUCCAACACCCUCUCUACCGUGAUGACGGGAAGCACCGAGGAACAAGGUCGUCGUCACGCUUGCUCGGAUGGUAACGGGGCCCGUGUCUCCUCCCCCUCCUCGCCUCCAGACUCUGAAGCCAGUUCUACCGCCCGCGGCGAUGCUGUUAUUGACUUCAGUGCCGGCAGUGUUGCCGCUGAGACCACAGGCAAGGAAGGCUUCACUACAGCGAACGCCGCUGCUCCUUCCGAUACCGACCCCACACCAGCUCCAGCUGCUCCACCGCGGAUCUCUGUGUCACCAAUGCUGCGGCAGCGCUUCCUCAUACUAAUCGAAGAGCUGGUCAAGGCGCAGGUCGCUGAGAGCUCACGCGACUCGGAGCGGCCGAUUGUGGUGAGCACGGAGCUCUUCGCCUUCGUGACGCAGCACGUGCCGGUGCCGAACAUACAAGACGAGUACCGCCGCAAGAUCUUUCUGCUGGUGAACGUGGCCGAGGCCCCAGAGACGACCCGCCGCCGACUCGCUGAGCGCAAGGAAGAGCUGCUGCUCUCUCUAGAUGGCAAGAACCAGAAGAGACGCCGGCGCCGGCACGUCAGAUGCGACACCACUGUCAGUGGCGCAGCUGAGGAGGAUGCAGGCAGGGAGGAUGCACAUGCGGGACCAGGCUCGGAGAGGGCAGGCAGGGACAACGACCCCCACGGCGGCGCGAACGACAUUCCCGCGGAGCUGCGCUUCCUCGUCAGCUCCCUCCCACUCACGCUGUCACCGUGGGCGAGUGUCAUGAUCUUGCGCGAAGUGCUGGCUGAGUCUGCCGGUCGAAAUCCUCGGUACACAUAUGUGCUCAACGCAGCCAUUGAUCUGCAGCUGCCCAUCUCCACCACCCGGUCCCGCAUUGCAACAACGCUGAACAUGUGGCGCUUCCUCAACACCCAAGCACACAAGCUGAGCCUGAAGGAGAACGUAAUGAUGAAGCAGCGGUGCGCGUGGAACUUGCCGAUGGCGUAUGUGCUGUCCUCGUACUGGUCCCUUCUCACGUGGCUGUUCCUCGCGAGCAUCAUUAUGCUCAACGUGGUCGGCAUCGACUUUGAGUCGCAGAUUGUCGCGAACUCGCUCUUUCGGAUGUUUACGCCAUGGGAAGAGAUUUGCGCCCCGCAGACCGCCGAGGACAAGGACACGUGGACCACGCAAGCGGUGGCUGACUUGGCAUCAGACUACUUUGAGCAAGCUGAGAUAGCCGAUCGGCGUCGUGAAGAGCAUGGACUCAGCAGCACCGACGCAUUUCUCUCCUCGGCCUCCUACUUGAUCCUCGGCUACGAUGACCAACGGCGGCCGAUGACUGUCAUCCCGAUCGGCAGUGACCGCACCGCACCAGCUGAAGACCGAAUCUCUGAGGAGUAUGCCGCGGCAACAGCGGUGCUGCGUGAGCUGUCGCUGCAUACUCCGUUCCCCUUUUUUCUCGACAUCGAGCGACCGCUGCCGAUGGAGUACGUGGAGAGUCGCAUCGCGGAGCGCAUUCGGCGCGUGUCCAACGACAACACAUGGUUCCUGCCGCGCAUGGUCAUUCGCACCUUCACGCUUGGCCGCCAGUACACGGAGCACAAGCUUGUACUCCACACCUGCACACAAGCGAACCUAACACGGCGUCGAAUCACAUUCCUGCUGUACGUGCACGACGGCGUCCCCGUCACCCCACAGUUCAUCCAGAGGCUAUAUGACAGCUUCCUCUCACGGCACGCGAACUUGGUCUUGGUGGUGCACGAGUCCAGCCUUCUCAAGGGUGGUACUACGCCUGUCGCUCUCGCCAAGGUCGGUCUGCCAAGUACUGUUAGCGGCACUUCAGCAACCAUCGCGUCUGCGGCGGCUGAGAUGAUAGACGCCGUGCUGCCCAGUGAUCUCAGAGACCCCUUGUCCUUUUCUGCAGCCGCGCCAGCAGGGCACCCCAUGCGCGUGCUACCGUACUGCCGGCAGUACUACACCAGCAACGGCAGUGUCAUCCCUGGGCUUCAGCGCGUGGCAGAUGCAGAGCGGCCGGAGGGCGGUGGAGAUGCAGUGGAAAAGACUUGGUGGAUGUUUGCGUUGAGAUCAGUGCGUCGGUGGUGGGAAGGGCCGCUGGCAGGAUCCGACGCCUCCUCCUCCGCCUCCACUGCAGCAGCGCUGACGGCCUGCCUGCCGCUCUUUGCGUCGGCCUUCAGCAGUCGCCGCACCUCUCUCCACCGCAGUCGAGAGCGGCAGUGCAAGGAGGCCGAGGAGGAGGCUGCUGCGAACAAGCAGAGGCAGAGCAGCGGCGGCCGCAUGUUCGCAGUCGCGCCCUGGGUGACCUGGUGGCGGCACACGCUCUCUGGCGUGGCCUCGGCGACCAUAAGGAUGAUGCCCGUCCACCGAAACGACGGGUGGGAGGAGGAGGCGGAAAGGGAUACGGAGGCCCCACACAGAAGUGCUACCACGAGUCCCACCAAUGAGCCGCCACCAUAUGAGUGGUCGCACUCCGAUCAAGCAGCAACGGCUGCUGCAGCAACAGCAGCCACGGAGGACGAUAGGGAGACGGAGGCAGGCAAGUACGGUGUGUCUGUCCCUGUUACUGUCCUGCGCCGUCUCAUGUCGGGCGCGUGA